Molecule: messenger RNA, 5566 nt
Organism: Bursaphelenchus okinawaensis
Lineage: Eukaryota; Metazoa; Nematoda; Chromadorea; Rhabditida; Aphelenchoididae
Source: the annotation of a GenBank genome assembly
AUGAUUUUUGGCCACAGGAGUUGGCUUCUGGCCGUUUUCGGUCUGAGCGUCGCCGCUGGUGUCGCGUCGCAAGCAAUCCGUAAGUUUUUGAAUUUUUAGGUUCAAAAUUGUUUUCAAAGUUUAAAUUUAGAUAUCAAAAAUUUUUUACAAACUCAAGAUAAGCCUAAAAAUUCAUUUUCUCAUUUAUAAGCCUAAACCUUAAAAUUGUAAGCCAUAAAACUGUAAAUCUCCUGUUUUCUCAAUAUUACAUUUGACCUUUGUGGGGCCAACCUAUCUUUGUACUGAUCUCCGCGAUGAUAUCUUUAAUAUUUACCGGCGACGACCUUCACCUAUAAAAAGAAGCGUCCGUCUUCUACCGAUUCUGUUUUAUGACACAAUUCAAUGCACUUUCUCAAGGCUUCUAAGUGUUCUGCAGCUUUGAAUUUUAAAAGGCUUAAAUUUUAAAAAAUGAUAAAAUGGUAGAUAUUUUAAUUUUUUUUUAAAUUUAAAUCUUGUAAAUUCAAUUUUAAAUUUAGAAAAAAUCGGUGGUUAGUAUAGUAUAAAGGCUUAAAAUAGCAUGUUAUGACACAAAAGUCUAAAAUAUUUGGUUGUUCAAAAAGUUCUGCGCCACCUAACAACCCAAAGUUGCUUUGAGAUGGAGCACAGAAUUAUUUGAACAACCUAAUAUAGACAUAUUUUUUCUUAUAUAUGACAUAUCUAAACAACCUAAUAAAUUGUUUGUGAUGAGAGUCUACUGUAACAUUAGUGAGAGUCUACUAUAAAAUAUUUAUAAUCAGAGUCUACUAUUGCAUAUUUUACUUUGAUAUGUCUGAACACUUUUCAUAAAAUGCCAAAGUAAAGGUUGAUAAACUGGAAAUCAGCCGAGUAACCUACUGACCCAGAAUCCGAAAUCAGUCGCCGUUCCGACGUUCCGUUAACAAAGGAACAGUCGCGAUUAAUUAGUAUCUUGAUGUGAAAGUAAAAUUCGUCUCAAUUAAGUUCAGACAUAGAAAAGUGAAAUAUGUCGUAGUAGAGUCUCAUUAUAAAUAUGUUGUAGUAGGCUCUCAUUAAAAAAAUCUAUUAGGUUGAGUAUAUAUGUCAUGUAUUAUACUAGAUGUCAUAUAUUUUAAAGCAUAUAUGUCAUAUACUAGAGGGGAUAAGUCUAUAUUAGAUCGUUCAAAUAAUUCUGCGCCCCUCUAAAACCAAAUUUUCGAGAUUAAGAGGCUCAGAAUUGGUUGAACAACCUAAUAAAAGCAAGACAUUACACAAUAACAACAUUUUAUUAUUAAAAAACUUGACUGCAACGUAUUCCUACUGUAACAAAAACCAUUAAAAAUAAAUAAAAUUUAAAAAUAAAACUUUUUGACAUUAAUAUUGACAUUAACUUCAAACAAAAACCCACAUUUAACCUAUAACAAAAUAACUUUCUACAACAACGUACCUUUCAGCGGUAAUCUCAUCAUGUCCCGAGGGUAACUCGCCAGUUUUCCUUCUCCAACACAACACAACUUACGGUAUCUCGCUUCGUGAAGUCCCGACCAGUAGUUUCAUCGACUGUUCCGAGCUCUGUGCCGCUGGCAACGUAAGUCUUGAGUUUUGAGUGUUUCCGCCAAUCCACGAGUGUGAAUCGAGAAUGCACGUCGCUAACCAUCAUGGUAGAUGCUCACUUACAUUAUACCUUUUGUCUUAUCUUGAGCUCCAUAAACUGUCUUUCAACCCCCUCUCAUUACAUUUCAAACCUUAUAUUAACCAUGUUUGUCCACCGUAACCCGUAACAGUUUGUCGCCUAUCCUAACUCCCCCUCUGUUGCUCUGAGGCUUCUGUUAAAGCGUUGGGCCCGUGAAGGUGACGUUUUUGAUUCGCACUCGGCCGCUCUCCUCAUGCGGGUCCUGGAUUUGCCGUGGGAGUUGGCGGCGGACUGCGCCCUCCUCCGCCGUUUCAACCGUCGCUUAGCCGAUGAUUUACAGGAUUGUGUCGGAGUCGAGUACCAUGCUGGACGGUGUCGUCUGAUUGGUGCCGCCGCGAACAAGGAAGUCUACGAGCCGGUGUUCGAUGAAGCGUCGUUGGCGACAAAGACUUGUGUUAAGGUAGGUUAAUAUCAGUUGAGAUUGAUUGGAAAAGCAGUGAUAAGUUGUAAAGUAUCAAGUUUCGAGUAGUCUUAGUAUCAUAUGUUGAAAAAAGUUACUUCGACAGAUUUUAAUAUGAAUUUCAGAGCGCCAGAGUCUGCCACUCACCGUUCCACUUCGACGUGAAAGAACAGAAGAUUCUGGUCGGAUUCGCUCGUGAAGUCGUCCCAGCCGACUCUAUUCAGGUAAAUACAUCUUUCUCUACCUUUAUAUAUUCAUAUAAAGAGGUUAUUCACCUUAAAACCUUUUAAAAUGUUGUUUUAAAGCUUGAAAUCUAUAUUAUCCAUGACCUUUCACAAUUCAAACCUCAAUUUUUAUCUUAUUAUCAAGUCAAUAACGUACUUCCUCAUCAAAACAACUUCAGGUAUGCCUCUCCGCCUGUCUGAACGCCUUCGAGACCUUUGGCUUCGAGUGUGAAUCCGUGAUGUACUACCCAGUCGAUUCUGAAUGCAUCCUCAACACCGAAGACCGCCUCGACCGUCCCGAUCUGUUCGUCGACGAACACGAAGACACCGUCAUCUACCUGGACAACAACUGUGCCGGCUCUCAAUGCUACGCUCCAUACGUAACUCAGUAUGUCGCUGUUGAAAACCGUCAAUUGGUCGAGGAACUUGACCGCACCUUCCACGACCUGACCUUGGAAGAGUGUGAACAGAUCUGUACCGAGAGAAUCACUGUCGGAGCCAAUGACUUCAACUGCAAGUCGUUCAUGUACAACGCCAAGAACAGGACCUGUAUCGUGUCGGACGAGAGGUCGAAGCCUUUGGGACGUGGAAACCUGACCGAAGCCAUCGGCUUCAACUACUUCGAGAAGAAAUGCUUUGCUUGUAAGUCUUGAUAUCAGCGCGUCUGAAUGUCAUGUUAUCUUAUACUGGAUUUACAUAUCAUACCAAAGCAGAUUAAUAACAUACUCAACAUAAAACCACCCCAAACCAGCACUAAUCCCUCAAUUUCAGCCCCAAGGACUUGUCGCAACACAGCCUCCUUCACCCGUGUUCCUCAGAUGCUUUUGGUCGGAUUCGCCGCCUUCGUAAUGGAGAAUGUACCAUCUGUUACCAUGUGCUUGGACCAGUGUACUAACCCACCACCAGAGACUGGCGAGAACUUUGUCUGCAAGUCUGCCAUGUACUACUACAACGAACAAGAGUGCAUCCUCAACGCCGAAUCUCGCGAGAGCAAGCCAGAACUGUUCAUUCCAGAAGAAGACGACUUUCUGGUCGACUACUUCGACAUCAACUGCCACCUCCAGGCCGAGAAGUGCCCAGCUGGCAAGGAUGUGUCUGUCGUGCGAUCACUUAACGCCGCUCUGCCCGAGGGUGAAGGCCCAAUGCACGUGAUCGAGAGCUUGACUGGCGACGUUCAAGAAUGUGCCAAGAAGUGCUUCGGAAUGGCUCCAGAGAAGUGUCGCUCUUUCAACUACGACAAGGACAGCAAACUCUGCAACUUGUUGUACUUGGACGGAAAGACCACGUUGCGACCUCAGGUGAAGAGUGGCGUCGACCUCUACGACCUCCACUGUUUGUCGCCAGCCCCGACCUCGUGCCAGGCCAAGGACCCAGCCCAGUUCUCUCGCUACCUGUACACCAAACAGCCCGGUCUGCCCACCGAGGAGUUGAGUGUGGUCAGCUUGAGCACUUGCCUCGAAAAGUGUGCUUCCUCGGAGCGAUGUGAAGGUGUCAACUACAACCGCAGAAGCGGCGACUGUGCUCUGUUCGCGACAAUCGAGAAGGAAGUGGGCGCUCCACACGACCACGUCGAUUUCUACAAGAAUCUGUGUCAAGUCAAGGAGGUGGAUUCUGGAGCGUCGUCGGCCGCCAACGUGCCAAAGGAAGAGAUCAAGGAGUCGUCGGGACACGCCUUCAACAAGACCAGACACCCGAUCCUGGAGCAGAGCCAGAAGAAGCCCAGCCUGAAAGAGAAGGAGGAAGCUCGCUUCGCUCCAUUGAAGGAAGCGACUUCCGAGACCGAACAACCCAUCCUCCCCGACGCCAAGCUCGACGUCAAGGCCACCGGACACAUCGCCCCAACUGGACCACCAGUACUAGUCGGCCCAGAAGCCGUGCACACCAUCUGCAACUACGAAGGCAUCAAGGUACAGAUCAAGAACGACAAACCCUUCAGUGGUGUCGUCUUCGUCAAGAACAAGUACGACACUUGUCGCGUCGAGAUUGGAGAAUCUGAUUCCGCUACAUUAGUCCUCGGACUUCCUCACGACUUCGGAAUGAAGCCCAUUCUUCUGAAUGCUCUGGCGACAGAUGAGGAGAAGGCCGCUGAACUGAAGCUGACCAAGGAAAAGUUGGCCGACAACGAAGAAUCGACCUCAGCUCACGGCGAGUUGGCUGGCAACGAGAUCCGUCGCAAGCGACAAGCCACCCGCGACUGCGGAAUCCAGGACAUGAACAACGGUACCUACAAGACCACUGUCGUCGUUCAGACUAACAACUUGGGCAUCCCUGGCCUCGUCACCUCCAUGGACCAAAUCUACGAGAUCAGCUGCGACUACUCCAGCAUGCUGGGAGGUAAGGUCACGACCGCCGCCAACAUGACCGUCCACGGCCCCACCCCGUCGCUGAUCCAGCCCCGCGGCAAGAUCGAGCUCGGCAACCCUGUCAUGAUGCAGAUGAGUAUGGCCAACAGCACCGAGACCAAGCCCGUCAUCCACGCCAAGCUCGGCGACAUCCUCGAGCUGCACUGGGAGAUCAUGGCGAUGGACGAGGAGUUGGACUUCUUCGUCCGCGACUGCUACGCCGAAGCCGGCGGCAAGGAGCGACGCGAGGACGAGAAGCUUCAGCUCAUCGAGGAGGGUUGUCCCACCCCUGCUGUCGCCCAAAAGCUCAUGCCAGAGGCAAUCAAGAUGCAAGGCAGUGCCAUCAAGAUCGCCCAUCUCCAAGCCUUCCGCUUCGAUUCGUCGCCAACUGUCAGUGUGACAUGCAAAUUGGAGAUCUGCAAGGGAAUGUGCAAGUCGCAACAGUGCAAUCUGCUCAAUGGAGUGCAGGAGAGUUGGGGUCGCAAGAAGAGAUCGCUGCAGGACUUGGACAACUCUGUCACUGAGUGUAAGUUUCGCUUAUUUAAAUUUUUUUAAAUUUAAAAGUAAAAAAAAUUUCAAAAUUUCAAAAAAAAACAAUUUUCAAAUUUUAAUUUCAGUCGAGACCAAACGCUACAAGAUCCCUCGCUUCGCUCAAGCCACCACCUCCCUCGUCAUCAUCGACCCCCUCCAACAGAUCAACGACCCUCAACCUCAGGUGUCGCUGAACAAGAACUCACCGGUCGAGUUGGCCAAUCAGUCGCCGGAGAUUAUGCAGAAUGUCGCUGUCGCACCGGAAGGACAAAUGUGCAUGAACAAGUACUCUCUGUUGGGUGUGACUGGUACCCUGUUGUUGAUCAUUCUGGUACAGGCGUUGGUUGUGGGCAAGUACAUCUUCUCGCGACUACUCAACGACUCGCCCAAACAGUACUACUAG